CGCCCGUGCCCUCCUUUCCCCCCCCUCCUGCGCUCCCCGACACAUCAUGGCGCUCUCCGCAGAUCCUUGCUUCCAGCGGCUGGCCGAAUGGCAGCGGGCCCACGCCGGGCAGCUGGUGCUGCGGAAGCUCUUCGAGGCCGACCCCGAGCGCUUCCACAAGUUCAGCGUGACCCUGAAGACAGAGAAUGGGGACAUCUUGGUGGACUAUUCGAAGAAUCUUGUUACAGAAGAAGUUAUGAAGCUGCUGGUGGAACUGGCCAAAUCGAGAGGCGUUGAAAAAGCUAGAGAGCAAAUGUUCACUGGAGAAAAAAUCAACUUCACUGAGAACCGAGCUGUGCUUCACAUCGCUCUCCGGAAUCGCUCCAAUACUCCAAUCCUCGUUGAAGGCAAAGAUGUUGUUCCAGAAGUCAACAAAGUAUUGGAGAAGAUGAAGAAUUUCUGUCAGAAAGUCCGUAGUGGAGACUGGAAGGGCUAUACUGGAAAAGCCAUCACGGACGUGGUCAACAUUGGCAUUGGUGGUUCUGAUUUGGGGCCCCUCAUGGUGACCGAAGCACUGAAGCCUUACUCCAAGGGAGGCCCUCGUGUUUGGUUUGUGUCCAACAUUGAUGGCACCCACAUGGCCAAAACUCUGGCGGAGCUGAAUCCCGAGACAGUGCUCUUCAUCAUUGCCUCCAAGACUUUUACCACUCAAGAAACCAUCACAAAUGCUGAAACUGCCAAAGAAUGGUUCCUUCAAGCUGCUAAAGAUCCUUCUGCUGUGGCCAAGCACUUUGCUGCCCUCUCUACCAAUGGGCCUAAAGUCAAAGACUUCGGAAUUGACACUGCAAAUAUGUUUGAGUUCUGGGAUUGGGUCGGUGGACGUUACUCGCUAUGGUCGGCCAUUGGCCUCUCCAUUGCUCUGCAUAUUGGUUUUGACAAUUUUGAGAAACUGCUGGCAGGAGCCCAUUGGAUGGACAACCACUUCCGCUCAGCUCCCUUGGAGAAGAAUGUCCCCGUUCUGCUGGCGAUGUUGGGGGUCUGGUACAUCAACUGUUACGGCACAGAGACCCAUGCGCUGCUGCCCUAUGACCAGUACAUGCACCGCUUUGCUGCUUACUUUCAGCAGGUGAGGUGACUCCUUUGUGUUCUCUAGCAGAAGGGGUUCUCGCAUGGAGAGGGGGGUUGAGGGCCAUGCUUCUUUGAGGGUGGUCCUGAAGAGUGCUGUACUGCAGCCAUUUCAGCUGACUGUUAGCUGCAGUUCAGCGGUUCAAAUCUCACCGGCUCAAGGUUGACUNGACCCGUCCAAUUUCCUUUGGAAUAGGGGAAUUUCAGGAAGAUUCUUCUGGCCAACUUUCUCGCUCAAACAGAGGCAUUAAUGAAAGGGAAGACGACAGAGGAGGCCCGCCAGGAGUUACAAGCCACUGGACUAAGUGGAGAGGCUCUGGAGAAGCUCCUUCCACAUAAGGUCUUUGAAGGAAACCGCCCAACCAAUUCCAUUGUCUUUACUAAACUUACUCCAUUCAUUCUUGGAUCCUUAAUUGCAAUGUAUGAACACAAGAUCUUUGUUCAAGGAAUUGUAUGGGAUAUUAAUAGCUAUGACCAGUGGGGUGUUGAGCUUGGAAAACAAUUGGCCAAGAAAAUUGAGCCUGAACUGGCAACUGAUGCACCAGUCACCUCCCACGAUGGCUCAACUAACGGGUUAAUCGCCUUCAUCAAGAAGCACCGAGCCUGACCGCAACAGGCUUCAUGGCUGAUGCACAGAUCAGUGUUGUAGCUGCUGCUUUUGUUAGCCACUUCCCAGGCCAGACUUCUCAAGAGUUCCAGCCUCAUUGUUCUUCAUGGUUAGCUUUGUUGUAUCGGAAGCAGUGUUUGUAAAGGAACCCUUACAAAAUCUAGAAACUUGACCUAGUGACUGUUUCAUGGCAACUGUGAUGUGUAGAGCACCGCAUCCCUUCCGUGUCAGUCCCCGUGCUUGGCCCUGCUGCGGAGACGGGGGCAGCCUGUAGAAGGUGGUUAAACCUUUUCCGUGUUGUCUUGUGAAGACCCAGCCUUACAUGCACUGAAAUAAACCAGAAUUAAUCAUCACA
Messenger RNA from Thamnophis sirtalis, 2066 nucleotides. Lineage: Eukaryota; Metazoa; Chordata; Lepidosauria; Squamata; Natricidae. The record is from RefSeq and is a predicted model, not a curated record.